GUCCACAUUCUUUCGAAAGAAACAGGGCAACCCUCGGUUCCUCGGCUGCACGAGCCACAUUUCAAGGGCUCCGUGGCCCCCUGAGGCUGGACAGGACGGGGUAGGACAGUUACACCAUUGCAGAAAAGUCCCCUGGGACCCAGCCACCGCCCUAUAUCCCUGGCUCUCCGAGCACGGCCACAGGGCAGCCUUCGCGGAAAACUUGUUAGCAAUGCAGAUUACGGUCCACCUCCCGGACCACCGGCCUCAGUCCUGGGGGGCCGGCCUGUCGCCAGGCACCCUGGGGAGGUUCAUCAGAAGAAAGAGGUUGAUCUUUCGGUUUCAUUUCUGUGGUCAGGACGUCGGUUUCAGUUCUCUGGCUGUUGGUGAGGAGUGGAGAGUGAUUUGCACACCAAAUACAAGGGAGACGCUGGGAAGGACAGAGGCGAUUUCCAGAUCCCGGUGCCGUCCUGAAGGUUUGCAGAGCUUGUCAAGAUCGCAGGUGCUGAGCAGCAGGAAACGCACCCACCAGCUCUGCCUGGCCACCAGCUGAUGCCAAAAGCCCACAGGUCUUUGCCACAGCAGGGACACAAUCAAUUUUCUUCCCCAAACCACCCACACGUGGAAAUGAACCCCUCCCUGAAACCAAUUCCAGGGGUAAUUGCACCAGGAGCGCAAAGAAAGUUUCCCCACAAUAGGCCAGGGGGAGACAAGGACCAAAUUCACCUCAGCAAGAACUUGAACUCGAUGACAUUAAACUCUCAGAUGCCAGGAGAAAGCAGAGGACAGCAGGGGACGAAGGGCCCCGAGAGUACCCUGUACAGCCAGUACGAGGAGAAGGUGCGCCCCUGCAUCGACCUCAUUGACUCCCUCCGGGCCCUGGGCGUGGAGCAGGACCUGGCCCUGCCCGCCAUCGCCGUCAUCGGGGACCAGAGCUCGGGCAAGAGCUCUGUGCUGGAGGCCCUGUCGGGCGUCGCCCUCCCCAGAGGCAGCGGAAUCGUAACCAGGUGUCCACUGGUGCUAAAGCUGAAAAAGCAGCUCUCGAGGGAUGUGUCUUGGAGGGGGAAGAUCAGCUACCAGAACACGGAGCUCCCGCUUCAGGACCCCUCCCAGGUGGAGAGGGAAAUCAACAAAGCCCAAAACAUCGUGGCUGGGAGUGGAGUUGGCAUCAGCCACGAGCUCAUCAGUCUGGAGAUCUCCUCCCCGGACGUCCCGGACCUGACCCUCAUUGAUCUUCCCGGCAUCACCAGGGUGCCUGUGGGAAAUCAGCCCGUGGACAUCGGACAUCAGAUCAAGGCGCUCAUCAGGAAGUACAUCCAGAGGCAGGAGACCAUCAACCUGGUGGUGGUGCCCUGCAAUGUGGACAUCGCCACCACGGAGGCGCUGAGCAUGGCUCAGGAGGUGGACCCCGAGGGAGACAGGACCAUCGGGAUCCUGACCAAACCAGACCUGGUGGACAAGGGCACUGAAAAAAGUGUUGUGAAUGUGGUGCAGAACCUCACGUACAGUCUCAAGAAGGGCUACAUGAUAGUGAAGUGCCGGGGCCAGCAGGACAUCACAGACAAGCUGAGCUUGGCAGAGGCCACCAAGAGAGAAAUGAUGUUCUUCCAGGCGCAUCCAUAUUUCAGGGACCUCCUGCUGGAAGGAAAGGCUACGGUGCCCCGCCUGGCAGAGAGACUCACCACGGAGCUCAUCUCGCACAUCACUAAAUCCCUCCCGUUGUUAGAAGAUCAGAUAAGAUUGAGCCUCCAGACUGCGACGGAGGAGCUGCGCCACUGUGGCGAGAACGUCCCCACCAGUGACAACGACAUCAUGUUCUUUCUGAUUGAGAAAAUUAAAAUGUUUAAUCAGGACAUUGAAAAGUUAGUAGAAGGAGAAGACGUUGUGAAGGAGGAAGAGACUCGCUUAAUCAACAAACUCAGAGAGGAGUUUAAAAACUGGGCACAUAUGCUGGCAGUCAGUAGCAAGGACGUUAAUAAUAUUAUUCACCAAGAAGUCUCAAAAUACAAUAAGCAGUAUCGCGGCAAAGAGCUUCUUGGGUUUGUCAACUACAAGACAUUCCAGGCCAUUGUGCAGCAGUACAUGGAUCAGCUGGUCGACCCCGCGCUCGACAUGCUACAGAAGAUCGUAGAAAUUGUCCGGCAAACUUUUGCUGACAUGGCCAGAAAUCAUUUUGACGAGUUUUCCAACCUUAAUCAAACAGCCCAAAGCAAGAUUGAAGACAUAAAAACAAAACAAUGGAAAACAGCAGAAGAGAUCAUCCACCUUCAAUUCAGGAUGGAGAAGCUGGUUUAUUGUCAAGACCAGAUUUACAGCUCAGUUCUGCAGAAAAAGCGGAAGGAGGUUUUUAACCCACUCGGAAAUGCGUCCCAGUCUCAGGAGCCUGCCAUUUCUGCCCUCACGGAGAUCUCAGUGCACCUGGACGCGUACUUCUUGGAGACCAGCAAACGACUGGCCAACCAGAUCCCAUUCAUAAUUCAGUACUUCAUGCUCCAAGAGAACAGCGAUCACUUGCAGAAAGCCAUGAUGCAGAUCCUGCAGGAAAAAGAGCACUAUUCCUGGCUGCUUCAGGAGCAGAGUGAGACAGCCCAGAAGAGGAGACUCCUUAAGGAGAAAAUCUUCCGGCUCACUCAGGCACGGCGUGCUCUCUAUAAACUCUCCUAUUAAAGGAGAGUUUAUAGGUGGGGUAGAUAGGUGGGAAAGCAACAGUACUUCCGGUUUUAUCUUACUUGUGUUCAUUGUGAGGGGAGAUGGCACAGGAACUGGCUUCUCAUUUGGGGCGAGCCUCUCUGUCCCUGUCUGUCCAUCUUUGCUGUACUGCGCUCAACAUCAGAAUCUCAAUCUGAAGUCCACGCGUGCUUGGAGUCUGUCCACGUCCUCCACCCACAUCCGUGAGCAGGUGUCUCUCCUGCCCUUGGGCCCCACGGCCUCCAGUCACAGCUUUCUUAACUACUGCUAUCAUUCUUUGUUCAUUUGUCUCCCCCCACUCAUCAGGUUAGGAGACCCUGAAGCCAAAAGGUCAACAUUAUAUUCUUCUUCUAAAUUUCCAGAACCUUGCAUGGCACCUGGACACAUAAGUGAUGUCUCACUGAACAAGCGAAAGGUGGAGAUUACCUGAGGCCGUGGCUUAAAUCAACCUUUGGUUGUUGGGGAUGGUGUCCCUUAGCUGGUCACUUUCAGACAGAUUAGGUCAUGCUACCUGCUGUGAUUGUUCCCCAUCCCCACACCCUGCCCCAGGGAGAGACAGGUCUGAAUGAUUCUGUUAUUAAUUUAUAUUAUUUCCCUGGUUGUGACAAGUUCCCAUUGCUAUGUUGUGUUUUUUUUUAACUUUUUUAUUGGGUUUAUUGGGGUCACAUUGGUUUUGUGUUAAGUCUAAUGAAAAAUUAAUAAUGACAAACGUUGUUUAAAGAAAAAUAGAGAGCUGCAUACCAGUGGUCAUCUCUAGGUUGUAGGAAUAUGACUAAUUUUUUCCUUUUUCACGCUAAGUGGUAUCUGCCAGACAGAAAUUUUAAAAGGGUUAGGUAGGACCAUUUCUACAGACUUCCUGACCCAAAGCACAUAUUCAAAGGGGACAUCAAUUCUUCCCUCCAUCAAAGACCUAUUUUUUCCUUUACUUCCAGGUCAAUAGAGCCGCCUUUACACCUGAAGCUCUUUGGACAGCUCUCGUGUUUAGCUCUUGGAUUACUUUUUGAGUCCAUUUUGUAUGUGGCGCUAGAUAAGAGUCUAAUUCCAUUCUUUUGCAUGUGGUUAUUCAGUUUUCCCAGGCCCAUUUGUUGAGAAAACUGUCCUUUCCCUCACUGGCUUUGCUACUCAGGUCAAAAAGAAUUUGACCACAUGUGCAGGGGUUUGUUCAUGGACUCUCCAUAUGUUCCAUUGGCCUGUCUGUCUGUCUGUCUGUAUGCCAGGACCGCCGUGUUGGUAAGUGCAGCUUGGUAGUAAGUUUUGGAAUUAGGAAGUGUGAGUCCUUCAGCUUUAUUCAUCUUUUUCAGAACUGCUUUGACUAUUUGUGGUCCCUUAAGACUGCAUAUGAAUUUUAGGAUGGGUUUUCCCCUUUUUCAUCUCUGCAAAAAAGGUUGGAAUUUGAUAGAAAUUGCAUUAAAUCCGUAGAUUGCUUUGGGUAGUAUUUGCAGCUUCACAAUAUUAAGUCUCCCAUUCUACAAACACAGAAUGCCUUUUCAUUUAUUUAAGUCUGUUUUAAUUUCUUUAAGCAAUGUUUUGUAGUUUUUACUAUACAACCCUUUCACUUCCUUGGUUGAGUUAGUUCCUAAAUAUUUUAUUCCUUUUGAUGCUAUUAUAAAUAUAACUGUUUUCUUAAUUUUCUUUUCAGAUUAUUCAUUAUUCAUUGUUCAUCUACAAAAAUACUGCUGAUUUUUAUGUGUUCAUUUUCUAUCUUGCCACUUGUUAAAUUCACUUAUUAGUUACAACAGUUUUUUUUGUAGAAUCUUUAUGGCUUUCUACAUAUACGGUCAUAUCCUCUGUGAACAGAGAUAAUUUUAUUUCUUUAUUUUGCUUAAUUGCAUAGGCUAGAACUUCCAACACUGUGUAGAAUGAAAAUGGAAAAAGUAGGGGUCUUUAUCUUAUAAAGUUAUUCUGGUUUUAAAAAACUUUUGUUAUAUUGAGACUGAAGAUGAAGAGAAUUUAAAAGACAAAACAUUGGUCCUAACUUAGGUAUUCUUUACUCUUUGUUUUUAAGUUGGCUUUUAUUUUAUGAGUUAGGUCGCAUGCACAGGUAGUCAGUAGCAGAACUAAAGAUAAGAAUCAACUCUCUUCAAAUCAUAAAUGCUGUUAUAAAAAUAGUCUGAGAAAAAUAAAUCCUGAUACUUAA
Artibeus jamaicensis (Jamaican fruit-eating bat) is the source of this 4804-nucleotide messenger RNA. RefSeq names its product MX dynamin like GTPase 2 (gene MX2). The coding region runs from base 532 to 2646 and encodes 704 amino acids. Gene Ontology annotation, biological process: defense response to virus. The record is from RefSeq and is a predicted model, not a curated record. The transcript has 14 exons. Gene Ontology annotation, cellular component: membrane; microtubule; cytoplasm. Lineage: Eukaryota; Metazoa; Chordata; Mammalia; Chiroptera; Phyllostomidae. Gene Ontology annotation, molecular function: GTP binding; GTPase activity; microtubule binding.